GGAAGUCCGGUAUUUGACAACAACCGGUGAAAAACAUGUUUCAGAAUAGCUUAUAUUUUAAAUAAAUACAGCAUAUUUUUUUAUUAUGAACGGCUUUACACCAAAAAUAUUAGUUAUAAAUUUAAAUUUUAAAGGAAUGAUCAAAUGUCGUGUUGGUAAUAUUUGUAUUCCGCUGACUUCGCUAGCCUCUUUUGUUGUUGACGGAUGUUACAACUCGGAAGACCCUCGUGAUAGCUGCUGCUCAGACUCCUCAGUUGCUGGAGUUUGAAAGUUUACCUGCAUGAAUUAGCAGCAGGAGAAGUAAAAACUUUCUUUUAGGGGGAACGGAGGAGAUGCCUCGUCUAGAGAAAACCGGAAAAGAGACAAAAAGACCAAAACUUGACUGGAGGUUUGUUCAGAGGUUCUGCAGCAUCCAGAAGGUUCUGUUCCCAUCAUGGACCAGUCAGAGCGUUUUGAUGUUUGGAACACUGCUGGUAGUCACUCUGACAGAGCAGCUGAUCAUUUACCAGGUGGGCGUCCUCCCCAGUCACUUCUACAAUGUGCUGGCAGACAAAGAUUCGUCUGGCUUCAGGAGCCUGGUGGGAGCAGCUAUGGUGCUCAUCGUACUUAACUCCACUCUGAAAAGUGUGGAUCAGUAUAUUUGUAACCAGAUGUAUGUAAACUGGAGGAGGACGCUCACUGAGAGUCUCCACUCGGCCUACUUCCAGGGCAGAGUCUACUACACUCUCAAUGUUCUCAGAGAGGACAUAGAUAAUCCAGACCAGCGCAUCAGUCAGGAUGCGGAGCGACUGUGUAAGCAGAUGAGCAGCAUGGCCAGUCGCCUCAUUGUCUCUCCGUUCACGCUGUCCUACUACACCUAUCAGUGUUUUCACAGCACCGGCUGGAUCGGUCCUGUGAGCAUCUUUGGAUACUUUCUAGUUGGAACUGUUGCCAAUAAAAUCCUCAUGGGCCCGAUCGUGUCUACUCUGUUUGAGCAGGAGAAACUGGAAGGAGACUUUAGAUUCAAACACAUGCAAAUUCGUGUCAACGCAGAGUCUGCAGCUUUUUUCAGAGCCGGUAAAGUGGAGCACAUGAGGACAGACCGAAGGCUGCAGGCCCUGCUGCAGACGCAGAGGAGCCUCAUAAACAAAGAGCUGUGGCUGUACAUCGGGGUGAACACCUUUGAUUACCUGGGAGGUUUCCUGAGCUACAUCAUCAUCGCCAUUCCUAUCUUCAGUGGUAUUUAUGAUGGGCUCUCUCCUGGUGAACUUAGUGCUCUCAUAAGUAAGAAUGCCUUUGUUUGCAUCUACCUGAUAAAUGGAUUCACACAGCUAAUAGACCUGUCAACCACUCUGUCAGAUGUGGCUGGAUACACCCACAGGAUUGGGGAGCUGAGGGAGGUGAUGGAUGACAUACUGCACACACAGUGUGACUAUGACCCCGCGUCAGGGCAAAGCUACGACUUUGACAGUGACUUUAAUGUCCACGGAGGCCCUGUGGACACAGCCUUUGUUGUGGAGCAUCUCUCAUACAAAUCGCCGUACUCAGACCAGCUGCUGGUGGAGGAUCUGAGUCUGAAAAUCAGCCAAGGAACCCAUCUGCUGAUUGUGGGGAACACGGGGACGGGGAAGACGUCGCUGCUGCGCGUCCUCAACCGCCUUUGGGAAGCAGACAGCGGUUUGGUUCAGAUGACCACGUGUUUUGGGCCCAGGGGAACCCUCUUCCUCCCGCAGAAACCCUACCUGACGGACGGCACACUGCGGGAGCAGAUAAUCUACCCACUUAAAGACAACUAUCCUGCGUCAGGGUCUGUGGAUGAUGACAGAAUCAUACGGUUUUUGGAGUUGGCUGGAGUGUCCAGUCUCCUGAAGCGGACUGGGGGUCUGGAUGAGAAGGUGGACUGGAACUGGUAUGACGUUCUGUCUCCCGGUGAAAUGCAGCGCCUCUGUUUUGCUCGGCUCUUCUACUUGCAGCCGCAGUACGCAGUUUUAGACGAGGCCACCAGCGCUUUGACAGAAGAAGCAGAGGCACAGCUGUACCGCACAUGCAAGCAGCUGGGCAUGACGCUGGUCAGCCUGGGACACCGCAGCAGCUUGGAGAAGUACCACGACGUCCAGCUGAGGCUGUGCGGAGGAGGCCGCUGGGAGUUAACAAAGUUAAAAGGAGCGAGCAGGAGCUCUGAUCACAACGAGGAAGACAUGUGACGCGCAGAAAACAAUUCUGGAACCUUCAAGUCUUUCAGUUCCUGAUUUGUGCAUUAAAAACUGAUGCCGACAUCA
Messenger RNA from Oryzias melastigma (Indian medaka), 2258 nucleotides. It is a transcript of the gene abcd4, whose product is annotated as ATP-binding cassette, sub-family D (ALD), member 4. The record is from RefSeq and is a predicted model, not a curated record. Gene Ontology annotation, biological process: peroxisome organization; long-chain fatty acid import into peroxisome; fatty acid beta-oxidation. Gene Ontology annotation, molecular function: ATP binding; ABC-type transporter activity; ATP hydrolysis activity. Gene Ontology annotation, cellular component: peroxisomal membrane. The transcript has 19 exons. Bases 333 to 2183 code for a protein of 616 amino acids. NCBI's taxonomy places the organism in Eukaryota, Metazoa, Chordata, Actinopteri, Beloniformes, Adrianichthyidae.